Messenger RNA from Gadus chalcogrammus (walleye pollock), 2115 nucleotides. RefSeq names its product CD82 antigen-like. Bases 190 to 960 code for a protein of 256 amino acids. Gene Ontology annotation, cellular component: membrane. NCBI's taxonomy places the organism in Eukaryota, Metazoa, Chordata, Actinopteri, Gadiformes, Gadidae. The record is from RefSeq and is a predicted model, not a curated record. The transcript has 9 exons.
ACAUGGUGGAGGGACCAGAGCACAGAGAGACUCGCGUGCUCCGUGUGGUUGUGUUCAGUUCAGUUCAGACCGCUUUAUUGUUCUCACUGUCUAGGUCAUCGGGUCCGAGUUGGAGUCCAGUUUUCUCAGGACACGGAAAGCACACUGUUAUCAACUUCUCCUUAACUUGACGCAAAGAUAUCCAGAACCAUGGGAGAAGGCUGUACCAGAGUCACCAAGUACUUCCUCUUCGUCUUCAACCUGAUCUUCUUCCUGUUUGGGGCUGUCAUCAUGGGCUUCGGUCUUUGGCUCCUUUUAGACAAUCAGAGCUUCUUAGCUGUCCUGCAGGACUCCUCAUUGGCUCUGAAAGCGGCCUCGUACAUCCUGAUUGGUGUAGGAGCCUUCUCCAUGCUGAUGGGCUUUGUAGGAUGCCUGGGAGCCAUUUAUGAGAUCCGCUGCCUGCUGGGCCUGUACUUUGCUUGCCUCCUGCUGAUCUUAUUGGCCCAGGUGGCGGCAGGUGCACUCAUCUAUUUCCAGAAAGACGUGUUAAAUACAGAGAUGUCCAAGAUCGUGACCAAGGUGCUGGACAGCUACGGCACCAAGAACUCCAGCACGGAGCAGGCGUGGGACUACAUCCAGCGGACGAUGGACUGCUGUGGGUGGACUGGUCACGCGGACUGGAAUGGCAACAUGGUGAUCGUUAACAGCUCCCAGCUGCUGUUCCCCUGCUCCUGCCAGAACAUUUCCCUGGCAACGGGGAACACCUCCGACAGCGGCUUCUGUGAGGCCCAGACAUCAGAGUGGCCGGUGUACGAAGCGGGCUGCUCAGCCAGUGUGGAGGGGUGGCUUAUCACCAAUGUGGGAGUGGUCCUAGGCAUCUGUCUGGCCGUGGCUGUGAUCGAGGUUUUGGGAAUGAUCCUUUCGAUUUGCCUUUGUAAGAACGUACGCACUGAGUACUACACCAAAGUUUCAAAAUAUUGAAACUUUGAGGGCCUGCAGUUUCACAGAAGGGAAGUAUGGGAAGAUUUUUCUAUUCAACCUUUUUUGGUUAAAUUUGGGACAUUUUUUGAGUGCUUACUGUUUUCCUGUCCAAUUUAUAUUGAGCACUUUAGACCAUAUGUGUGCUGACAGGGUGCUGAUAAACUUUUUUUUAUAUUAUUUGGUCUGGAUACGUAAAGGAGAAAAGCAGAAAAUGUGACAUUAACAGCGAAAUGGUUAAGCUGGACGGAUUGGAAAAAGGUGGAGAAUGUUUAAACUGUUGUAAUGACCUCUUCAAAGGCAAGCAUUGCACUGUAGUACCAUGGGCUACAUUCAGGCAGGCUACAAUUUACUAAAGUUCUUCAGUUUCGGCUUGACUAAGUAACUAAUUUCCAAGAAGAAGAUGAGACUAAUGUUUCUCUGUGAUAGGGUUAGAAAUCCAAGUUUAGUUGAUUUAGUAGAACAAAUGAAUAGGAAAACUGGAACGUCAGCCAUCACAAUUUUAUUUUUAUUUUUUUUAUUAUUUGUUUAGUUCAUGUAUUUUACAUAAUUUUAGUCUUUGUGUGGCAGUUGAUAUUGCCAUGGUUUUCUUUUAUGCAUGUUGCUCUUUUUUAAUGUUUUUUUUCAUUAUUCAUGUGUGUAAUUUUAGAUUUAUUUUAAUAAUUACGUUUUGUGCAUGUAAUUCAAAUAAUGAUACUAAAAUAGGGCCAAUUUUUAGUUUACAGGGUACGUUAUUCUAGAAAAUCUCUAAAAGUUUUGGCAAUGAUUUAAUUUAUUCAAAAAACUUAAAUGAUCUUUGUGAUGAUAAGACUUAUUUACACAAAAAGUGCAAAGUUUGAGUGACAUCUUUUUUUCUUUUAAGAAUGGUUUUAGGAGAAGCUCAUUGAACAAAAACAGUUGAAUCAUUUGGACUGCAUUUAUGUAUAUUUUUUUACUUUAAGUGAACCUAUAUGUUUUGUAAUGGAUACAAUAUUUGGUUUUGUGUACAGUAUAUAUAAAUAUAUAUAUAAAAAAACAUUCCAAUAAUCUUUUAGUUUAAGACUUGUUAAACCUGGACAAACCUGUUUGCUAUCUGCAGUAUUUAAUGUAUACUCAUGAAAUUGAUUCCAUCACAUUUUUCCAAUAAACUGAAUUGACGAUUUAAUUUUUUACUUCAUU